UUUGCAUUCUUCGUCGUUGUAUGUGUUUAUAUCUUAUAUAGAAAGUUGAAGCAACAUCAUGUUGUUGGAACUGCAAGUGAAAGUGAAAGCCAUAGUUUUAUUACUGUUCUUCUGCUUCUUCUUUCUGUCACUGUCACCGCCGUGUGGAGCCAUCUGGAUCACGUUACAGGCGAAGGCUACUUCCACGAAAUGCGUUUCAGAAGAAAUCCAAAGCAACAUCAUCGUUUUAGCUAACUACUUUGUCGUUGCUGCAGUCGGUGCCGCUGAUCUUCAUCAUCGCUCACCUCCCCGAAACCCUACUAUUUCCGUCAAGGUGACAUCACCAUAUGGAAACAAUCUUCAUUUCAAGGAGAACGCAACAAUCGGCAAGUUCGCAUUUACAACUACAGAGACUGGGAGCUACCUAGCAUGCUUCUGGGUGGCUGAAAAUCAAGGAAAUGAAGAAGUUCAAGUCAACCUCGAUUGGAAAAUCGGCAUUGCAGCCACGGAAUGGGAAACAGUUGCUAAGAAAGAAAAGAUUGAGGGGGUAGAGCUUGAGCUGAGAAAGCUGGAAGAAGCAGUGGUGACUAUCCAUGAGAAUUUGCUAAAUCUGAAGAACAGAGAAUCAAAUAUGAGGGGCGUAAGUGAAAGAACAAAUGCCAGAGUAGCAUGGCUUAGUAUAAUGUCCUUGGGUAUCUGCAUUGUAGUUUCAGCUUUGCAAUUUUGGCAUUUGAAGCGAUACUUCGUAAAGAAGAAGCUUAUCUAGAACUAGAUGGUGCUAAAUUUAGGUCUUUGGAUAAUUACUUUUUUUUGUACAAAUGAUUUUCUCAGAAUUGA
Molecule: messenger RNA, 816 nt
Organism: Arachis stenosperma
Lineage: Eukaryota; Viridiplantae; Streptophyta; Magnoliopsida; Fabales; Fabaceae
Product: transmembrane emp24 domain-containing protein p24delta4-like
Exons: 4
Coding region: 59-745 (228 amino acids)
Biological process (GO): intracellular protein transport; endoplasmic reticulum to Golgi vesicle-mediated transport; Golgi organization
Cellular component (GO): Golgi apparatus; endoplasmic reticulum; COPII-coated ER to Golgi transport vesicle
Source: RefSeq, a predicted model, not a curated record